AGCUCACCGGUCAACAACAGGUGCUGCAAUGCCUUGUCUCUGUACUACCAAUACUCUGAAGUUGUUUAUACGAACCCUGACACAGGUCGAGGUUUUCCCUUCGGCAAUACGCGCCUCUGGGUUUUCGCAGAGCGCUGCGGGCAGGAGAAUCGCGCCAGCCCGAUCAAUCCGCGGGCUUCACUCAACUCCCGCCAGGCUUGAUUCUACACCCCCUGAACCAGCGGCUGCAGCGACAGAAGAACCACAAAGUCAAUCGAAACAAUGGACUGAAGGUCUUCGAGUGGAGAAGGGCGUUAAUCUGAAGGAUCCGGAGAGCGCUUUGGUCGAACUAUCCCCGGAGGCAAUAGACGCGAUUGCGGCAGAAGUUGUCAAAGACACUACACCCUAUGAGACAUCCUCGACAGAACCCCCCUCUGAACCCACCACCGCGGGUGAGCCCGUGUCGAGGACAACCAUAAGAAGAACCAAAGUCCAAAAUACAGGCCUUGCAAUACAUUAUAGCUCUCCAAGAGCAUCAACGAAUGCAUCGUCAGAAGAUCGCCCUGACUCCGGAUCCUCAGACGAUAAAGCUUCAGCGAAGUCCUCUAGCAAGGAUGAUUGGAAGCCCCCACCUCGCGAACCAUGGCAGAUAUACAAACAGGCUCUGAAGGAGAAGUUUCCGAAUGGAUGGAACCCGCGAAGACGUUUGUCUCCAGACGCCCUAGCAGGAAUCCGGGCCUUACACGCGCAGAUGCCAGAAGUGUACACGACGAGCGCUCUCGCCGCCAACUUCAAAGUCUCGCCAGAAGAUAUCCGAAGGAUCCUGAAAUCCAAGUGGACUCCUGAUCCGGAGGAGGAGUCGGAUCGCCAGAGACGGUGGUUCAACCGAGGCAAGCAAAUCUAUGCCAAACAUGCUGCUAUGGGCCAGAAACCACCAAGGAGAUGGAGGGAGCUUGGUAUUGGGAAUGGGAAGCCGGAGUGGAUGAAGAAGAAGCAACAGGCUGCGGCUCGGUUGCCCGCACUCAUCACCACUGCCAAACGAGCGCCUCAACCUUCCGAAGGCAGUGUUGACCCAGAUAGCUUUGCAGAUAAGAUACUGUGAAGGAGCUUUAUGCUAUUGCCUGAUGGAUGUCAUAUCCAGCUUUAUGGAUAUGGAUAGGGGAGGGGGGAAGGCGUGCAAAAUCGAGAAAGAAAAGUAUAAGUGUAUAAUAUAAUCAUUGACCUUGUUAAGGAAAGGUGCGGUACCUGAGACAGCGGGGUAGUCUGUAAGAUAGGUAGAUAAAUAUAUGGCUACAAC
Amorphotheca resinae ATCC 22711 is the source of this 1276-nucleotide messenger RNA. RefSeq lists its product as hypothetical. The transcript has a single exon. The record is from RefSeq and is a predicted model, not a curated record. The coding region runs from base 29 to 1081 and encodes 350 amino acids. Gene Ontology annotation, cellular component: nucleus. Lineage: Eukaryota; Fungi; Ascomycota; Leotiomycetes; Helotiales; Amorphothecaceae.